GGGGUUAAUAUGUAACCUUGGAGCCAUUAGGGGAGACAUAAUAAACACCCAAACGGUUUGGUUCCUGGGUCCCUGUGCCUCAGGAUUCUAGCUUUUCCUCCCUCCCUCGCUCCCACUUCUACUUUCCCCUCUGCUUCCACCCCUCAGCACAAACACCUCUUCACUUCCUCCACAGGCUUUCAGCUUGCCUCUUUUUUUGCCCAGGGUCUGCCUAUUUUCCUCCCAAAGCAACUGCCUUACACCUUUGGAGGGCGAAGGAGACCCUCGCCACAGUGAGGUCAGGCUGACACCUAGUGGCCCGUAUCCGCAACUACUUCAGACACUGACUGGCUUGGAGAGAGGGUCACCCCAGCUGUCUGGGCAAAUCCGCAGUCUUCCCCGCCCCAGCCUUCAGGGAGCCAGGAGAAGAAGGCUGAGACUGUCUGUGGGAGGAUUGUGACAGCCGCUUGGCCCCAGGAACCCAAGAGCGGGCUUAGAGGAUAAGUGAUGAUGGGUGACUCAACAGUUCCUAAGCGCCACUUGUGGGGGGCGUGGGAGAGAACAGCCCGAGGAAGCGGCCUAGAGGGUGGACAGACAGAGGGCAGGAAGGGCCAUCAUGCUCCCACUGCUGCACCCCGCCUUGCCGCUGCUCCUGGGCGCCACGCUGACCUUCCGGGCGCUCCGGCGCGCGCUGUGUCGCCUACCCCUGCCUGCGCACGUGCGCACCGACCCCCUGCGCACUUGGCGCUGGCACAACCUACUCGUCUCUUUCGCGCACUCUAUUGUGUCAGGGAUCUGGGCGCUGCUGUGUUUAUGGCAGACCCCGGAGAUGCUGGUAGAGAUUGAGACAGCAUGGUCACUUUCAGGCUAUUUGCUUGUUUGCUUCUCCGCAGGGUAUUUCAUCCAUGACACAGUGGAUAUUGUGGUUAGUCAUCAGGCUCGAGCUUCUUGGGAAUACCUUGUUCAUCAUGUUAUGGCCAUGGGUGCCUUCUUCUCAGGCAUCUUUUGGAGCAGCUUUGUAGGUGGGGGUGUUCUAACACUACUGGUGGAAGUCAGCAACAUCUUCCUCACCAUCCGCAUGAUGAUGAAGAUCAACAAUGCCCAGGAUCUUCUCCUCUACAGGGUCAACAAGUAUGUCAACUUGGUCAUGUACUUUCUCUUCCGCCUGGCGCCUCAGGCCUACCUCACCAAUUUCUUCCUGCAGUAUGCAGGUCAGAGGACCCUGGGAACCUUUCUAUUGGGCAUCCUGCUCAUGCUGGAUGUAAUGAUCCUCAUCUACUUUUCCCGCCUCCUCCGUUCUGACUUCUGCCCUGGACUGGUCCCUGGCCAGCAACACAAAGACAAAUUUUUGACUGAAUGAGGUGUAGAGCUUGGAACCUGUGACAAGGACAGCAAGCAAAAUCAAGGACAGAAGCAGCCUCACACAUAAGCAGACUCUGCACUAAGUUUGGGGCCAACCUUUCCACCUCAAAUCAGCACCUGCACUAUUGAAAACACUAAUGAAAACACUCCUCUGAAGUCGUGAUUUCUUGGGCAAGGGGUGAGGGAAGCAGACAGACUGGUUGGACAUGUAGGUGGUUGUGAAGACUAGGCACUACCCCAGUUGCAGCCAACCCACAUUGCCCUGAAAUGGAUGCAACUCUAUUAUAAAAAUCCUUCUCUCCCUGUGGUACUGGUUUCUCAUACAACCUUUCAGGGAUAAGAGUCUCAUUAUAACAAGUAUGGUGGCUUGAUAGGCCAAGGGUUCAGGUUAUCCCUGGAGACCUGUUACCUUGGUGUAUUUUACUAUCUGACCUUCCCCAGCCCAAACAAAAGACAAGAAGCAUAUAUAUGUUGGAAAAAAGAAAGUAUAUUUAGAAUUAGACAGCUGGAUUUUGUUUAGAUGAUCCCAAUCUGAAAAACAAAAGGGAGCUUUGUUAUUGGAACUGAAAUGUCAUGUUUUUAAAAAGGAGGGUAGGGCUUAUCAAGGAUAGGGGUGCAGUCAGUCAGUUGUCAUAACUAAUCAGCAAGUCAGGCUUUGGUCACUAACAGACACAUCACUUACACCCAGGGAAUGGGUAUUACAGUUUGUAGCAAAAGAAGCAAGCUUACUUUGUUGGCAACGUCCAAAGCAUCAUAAUCAGGAGCCAGUCGAACAUAUGCCUUUUUCUCUCCAUCAGGCCUGGGUGGAGAAGGAAGUCUUAGUCCUUGCUGAUCUCAUGUCCCUACCUCCCCACAUACCCUUUCCCCAUCCCCUAAUCCUCUGGUGCAUCAGUGGUUCCUUUGUUCAUGUCAUUCUUUUCCAAAUAGUGAAUUUUCCAUCAUUUGCACCGAGGGGUUAGAAAAGCCAAACAAAACAAAAAACAAUUCUUUUUAUUGGAAACACUACAUUCAAGACAUAAACCAGGUAAUCUGACAAACUGCUUUGUCUCCUCUACAAAUUGAUGUAGGGAACCAGAAUUUGACUAACCUCAUGAACAAUAUCUUAAGAUAAUUUCCUCAGGUCUACACUCCAUAAAAAGGAUUAUAAUUAUAGCAGGGAGUUUGUACACUGUAAAAUCAAUGUCUGACCUCCAUAGCUCCAGCCUCCUCCCUCCCAUUCCAUGGGGCACCACUCACCUGAUCAGGGUGUUAACCUUGGCCACAUCGAUGUCAUAGAGCUUCUUUACAGCUUGUUUGAUCUGGUGUUUGUUUGCCUUGACAUCCACAAUAAACACAAGUGUGUUGUUGUCUUCAA
Ictidomys tridecemlineatus (thirteen-lined ground squirrel) is the source of this 2695-nucleotide messenger RNA. The record is from RefSeq and is a predicted model, not a curated record. NCBI's taxonomy places the organism in Eukaryota, Metazoa, Chordata, Mammalia, Rodentia, Sciuridae.